CGUCCAUGUCGCGUCAGUCGACUCCGGCGCCUCGGGACUCUGAAAGCCCAGCACCUGACGGCCAGUCCCUCGAGCGACCUGCAGAGACCCUGCAAGCUGGACCGCAGUUGACUGAGCCGGAUUAUGAUUCGAAAUGCAGGGAUCUCAAGCGGAAGGUUGAGGAUAUUGAAGCAGAAAAUGAUAGACUGUAUCUCAAGGUCCUGCACGCGAAGCGGAAUAUCCAACGAAUGAAGCUGGAACGAGCUGUCUUGUACGAACGCCUCACGACCAUUCCGCCGUCUCCUGAGCUGAGGGAUCGUCCCCUUCCUGUACCUCCACCGCCGGUCAUAUCCCACGAGCCGCCUGUCCCUCCUCCCCCGCUUCCACCACCGUCGCCGCGUACGAUGCAAGCGGCGAAUGGCGAAGGAUAUCGACUACGACCUAUCCCCCCAGAGGCUAGAAGGUCGCCAGGCCCUCCAAAAGUUGUUCCCGGCCCUGGUGGACGACCAAUGGUGGUGCAGGAUCCUGUAAUUCCGCCGCCAGAGAUGUCCUCCACCCCCUCCACCCUCUGACGCGCGUCAUAUGCCCCGCGGCCCUCCAGGACCGCCAGGACCUCCAC
This is a messenger RNA of Schizophyllum commune H4-8, 598 nucleotides long. RefSeq lists its product as uncharacterized. The record is from RefSeq and is a predicted model, not a curated record. NCBI's taxonomy places the organism in Eukaryota, Fungi, Basidiomycota, Agaricomycetes, Agaricales, Schizophyllaceae. Bases 6 to 551 code for a protein of 181 amino acids. The transcript is spliced from 4 exons.